UUACCGAACGAUGCGUCACUAGUAAACAGGCCGUGUUGGUGGUAGUUUGAGGCUGUUCUUUCUGUGGUGUUGUUAUCCGUGUUCAGCCAUGGGGAAGUCGUUUGCUAAUUUUAUGUGCAAGAAAGAUUUUCACCCAGCGUCAAAAUCCAACAUAAAGAAGGUAUGGAUGGCAGAGCAGAAAAUAACCUUCGAGAAGAAGAAGCAGGAGGAGUUGAUGCAGGCUUAUGUGAAAGAGCAGGAGACCUACAACAACAGACUGCUGAUGGGUGAUGAAAGAGUGAAAAAUGGCCUGAAUUUUAUGUAUGAAGCUCCUCCUGGUGCAUCCAAAGAGGAAACCAAAGAGGAAGGAGAAGCGGAGUAUAAGUUUGAGUGGCAGAAGGUUGCUCCUCGUGAAAAGUACGCUAAAGAUGACAUGAACAUCAGAGAUCAGCCUUUUGGGAUCCAGGUGCGGAAUGUACGGUGUAUCAAGUGUCAUAAGUGGGGUCAUGUGAACACAGACAGGGAGUGUCCUCUCUUUGGACUGUCUGGAAUCAACGCCAGCUCUGUAGCAAAUGAUGAAGCAGGCCCGUCGAUGCACCCCUCCGAGUUAAUGGCAGAGAUGCGGAACAGUGGGUUUGCGCUGAAGAAAUGUGUCCUUGGGAGGAACGCCACUGUUUGUGAUCCAGCACAGGGGUUUGUGGCCAGUGAGGAAGAAGAGGAUCCUGAAGUCGAGUUCCUUAAAUCUUUAACCACGAAGCAGAAACAGAAGCUCCUCAGAAAACUUGACCGGCUAGAAAAGAAAAAGGACAAGAAGAAGAAGAGUAAAAAGGAGAAAAAGAAGAAACGCAAACAGAAGAAAAAGACGACUGAGAGUUCCUCCAGCAGCACCUCGGACAGUAGUAGCAGCUCUGAGUCUGAAUCUGAAAGACACAAAGCUAAAAAAGAGAAGAAGGUGAAAAAGAAGAGAAGGAGAGACUCAUCCAGUGAGAGCAGUUCUGACAGUGAGAGUGAAGGAAGACCGAGAGGAAAAAACAAGGAGCCUUGCAAUAGAAACCGCAUUCAGAGUCCUGAUUCUAAGCAUAGCCGAGACAAACAUGAGCGCACAGAGUCAGACGAGCAGGACAGACGACGAGAAAAAGGUCAGAGGUCACCACAUAGAAAAGAAAGCCUGCAGAAUGAGAGCAAAGAGACAGAAUGGAGGAAUAAGGACAGGGAGAGAAGAGGGGGCGAAAGAGAGAAGGGUGAACAUAGAAUCAGCAGAACCAGGGAUGGUGAGAGAAAUAGGAGUUUGAGUGGAGAGAGAGGAAGGAAAAGGAGGGAGAAGAGUUGGGAUAAUGAAAGGAUAAGGGAGAAGGAAAGGAAUGCCAAACAAAGAAGUGUGAGUAAUGAUCAAGGUAGAAAUGAAAAAAGAAGGAGUCAAAGCCGGGAUAGACAACAAGAGAACAAGGCGAGGAGGAAAGAGAGGAGUGAUAGUUUUGAACGAAGUAGAGGUGGAAAAGGAAGAAGUAGGAGUAGGGAGAGAGUGAGAAGCAGGAGUAGGGAGAGGAUAAGAGAGAGGAAUGGGAGUAAGGAACGAGUAAUGAUCAGGAGUAGGGAGACAGUGAGGGAUGGGAAGGAAAGGAACAGAAGUCCAUGUCGGGGCGAUAGGAAACGAUGAGGGAGAAGCAGAGACACUGAAAUGACGUUUUCCUAUUGAUGUAAUGUAUGAUUUGCGUUUAAUGUGAAACUGUAUUGGGCAUACAAUGAUCUGUAAUGUUUUUACUCCUUUAAAUAUUAAGUUGCGUCAAUCUUUAGUUUUCAGAGUUUGCUUUUGGUGUAUUAAAAGUGGCUUAUAUAUCUGA
Messenger RNA from Pangasianodon hypophthalmus (striped catfish), 1820 nucleotides. It is a transcript of the gene cirsr, whose product is annotated as corepressor interacting with RBPJ, CIR1. The coding region runs from base 89 to 1636 and encodes 515 amino acids. Gene Ontology annotation, cellular component: nucleus. Gene Ontology annotation, biological process: negative regulation of DNA-templated transcription. Gene Ontology annotation, molecular function: transcription corepressor activity. The transcript is spliced from 10 exons. The record is from RefSeq and is a predicted model, not a curated record. Lineage: Eukaryota; Metazoa; Chordata; Actinopteri; Siluriformes; Pangasiidae.